Molecule: messenger RNA, 1269 nt
Organism: Kwoniella botswanensis
Lineage: Eukaryota; Fungi; Basidiomycota; Tremellomycetes; Tremellales; Cryptococcaceae
Exons: 5
Coding region: 1-1269 (422 amino acids)
Biological process (GO): intracellular protein localization
Cellular component (GO): plasma membrane
Source: RefSeq, a predicted model, not a curated record
AUGAACGAGAAGUCAGACCCUAAUGCCAUACCAACAACAAAAGAACAACGCCGAACAUCCACAACGAGGUAUCUAAAGUUGAGCAGAUUACCCACUUUGCAGGAAGUACUAGAUAGACGUACGAGACCACCCCUCGAUCUUUUCUGCUUCUACAUAUUCCUUCAACGUGAAUCUGCGGAAGAUGCUUUGGACUUCUGGCUGGAUGUUAAACAGCAUGAAAAUAUGUGUAAAGCAUAUUUCAAGGAUAUAAAACGAUCAGGUAGAACAAUCGACGAAGAAUGGCCUGAAUUCGCCAACUACGCACGUACCAACGGAUCUCACUUCUCACCUUUACUUUCCCUCUCUACCUCUGCCACCCCUCGUCAACCCAAUUCGCCUAAUCCUGCUCAAGGGGAUUUCUCACCUCGAUCAAACCAAGGUGAAUUCGAUUCACCCACAUUGGGAGGUACAACGAGAGAAAGGAGAGAUACAGAAUCGCACGGCAACGCUCCUAGAUCAAGUAUGUUAUCGCCUGCACCAUCAUCUACGAUGAACGAACUGGGUAUGGGUAGACCUCAGAAUAGGGAUAGACCUUCGAUGACUCCAAGUGGGAAAAUGUCAUUGAGAGGUAAAUUUGGAGGAGGACACGUUCCCAAGACCAAGGCUCCGACGGUGAUUGCUAGAGAUAGAGCUAUUGAGAAGAGUGCGUUGAUAGCUGGAGCGGAAAGGAUUUAUUUGAGGUAUCUCUUACCGGGUGCAGAGAGGGAAAUCUAUUUACCCCCUUCCCUUCGUAUUCAUAAUUUCCCAAUAUCCACCUCUGACUCAGCCUCGCCAUUGAUACCUGACUUAUUCCACGCUCAGAAAGUAUACAUCUUCAAAGCUUUAGAACAAGAUGCUUUCCCCCGAUUCCUCCGAGCCAAGGCAUUCGGCAACCUUACACCGUUAGGAUCGUUCGUCAGGUUGAUAGUUGGAUUAGUCUGUCUAUGGGGUGGAUUCGUAUUGGCUUUUUCGUUGAUAUUUUUGGACUGGAAACCUAGAUUAACAAGGUUAUGGACAAUCCUCCCUUUCAUAGUCGCCCUCAACCUCCUUCUCUCCUCGUACUACUCCCUCUCACCCUUACUUGCCCUGCUCAACCGAUCCGAAACUACCCCGUUUAGACAUAUCAAAGUGAAAGAACCAUAUGUUAGGAAAUUGUUGACGAUCAGAGCAUUGUGGAUCGAAUUAGUUUGUAUUUUGAUUACUGCUAUUUUGGUGGUGAUCUUUACGGUAGUUCCGGGACAUAGGUUAUAG